Molecule: messenger RNA, 1713 nt
Organism: Neoarius graeffei (lesser salmon catfish)
Lineage: Eukaryota; Metazoa; Chordata; Actinopteri; Siluriformes; Ariidae
Gene: srsf2a
Product: serine and arginine rich splicing factor 2a
Exons: 3
Coding region: 142-804 (220 amino acids)
Molecular function (GO): RNA binding
Source: RefSeq, a predicted model, not a curated record
CCGCCAUUUUAGGUUUCGGCGCGCGGCGUGUUGGGUUGAGUUUAGAGCAGGUCGGGUUCGGUUCUUGUUGUUCUCGGUUCUGUGAUAUUUCAGCUUUAUCCGUGUGAAAGGUGAGUAAAGCAGUGAGAAGUGAAGAUAAGGAUGAGUUACGGCAGACCUCCGCCCGAUGUUGAGGGCAUGACCUCGCUGAAAGUGGAUAAUCUGACUUACCGAACCUCGCCCGAGACUCUGCGGCGCGUUUUCGAGAAGUACGGCCGCGUCGGAGACGUGUACAUCCCGCGAGACCGCUACACCAAGGAGAGCCGCGGCUUCGCCUUCGUGCGCUUCCACGACAAGCGGGACGCCGAGGACGCGAUGGACGCCAUGGACGGCGCGCUGCUGGACGGACGGGAGCUGCGCGUCCAAAUGGCGCGUUACGGCCGACCCCCGGACUCGCACUACGGCCGCCGCGGAGGACCCCCGCGCAGAUACGGCGGCUACGGACGGAGGAGUCGGAGUCGCAGUCCCCGGCGCAGGAGACACAGCCGGUCCCGCAGCAGGAGUCGCUCUCGCUCCAGAAGCAGGUCUCGCUACAGCCGCUCCAGAUCCAGGUCCUACUCUCGGUCUCGCUCCCGCUCCAAGAGCCGCACACCCCGCAGGAGCAAAUCCAAAUCCCCUUCCAGGUCCCGGUCCAGAUCCAAGUCCAAGUCUCCUUCCAGGAGCCGCAGUCCCCGCUCAAACAGAGCGUCCAAAUCCAAGUCAAGGUCCCGGUCCAGGAGCAGACCCAAAUCCCCUGAGGCCAACGGAACCGCUCAGGACUCAUGAGCCCGAGUUCAGAUGAUGUCAGAUGAAUGAGUCUUCAUUCCGAGGAUCACAUCGAAAGAAAGUCCAUCUGAGGAUUUCUAAACUCACCGUAUCAGACCAAAAGGUUGUUGCAAACUUGGUCUACAUCUUUUAAUUAAAAAAAAAAUUCUUUUUGCCUUUUCAGUUGACCAGAAUUUUCUGUACCGUAUGUUGAAAUGAAUAUUUGCGCUUAAGUGGGAUUCUUAGGUGGAAUUUUUUUCCUUCAUUUUUUUGCUAGUUUGUGCAUUUUUGUUUAGUACCUCAUGUAAGUAAUCUCCAGCCAAUAAAGUAAGUUCAUUUUAUUCAUUCAUUACGUCUUUUCUUUCAUGCAGUGUGUACUCAAAUCUGUAAUGUGAUAAUAAAGCUGUUUUUUUUUUCUUUUUCCUUUAAUCUCUGUACGUAAACUGGCCAGAUGUUUAGCCUGAACACAAACAUACGAGUGUAAUAAAAAUUUGGACAAAUGCUUUUCACAUGAUUGAUUACGUUCUCUACUUGAGUUUGGAUUUUUUUUUUUUAAACUUGCCUGCGAAUUUGGCAGAUCUGUGAUUUUUCUAAUGCUCUCCCUUGUAUCUUUUGUGCACUAGGCGCAGUUGCGCAGCAGUUGAGUAUUGCUGGUUAGCUGUUAAGGUGGCGUGUUGCAGUGCAGAGUGCUUGGCUGUUUCCAGUAUUCUCCUGAUUGCUCCCGUGUAACACCUUGAUUUGACGGUUUUAAAAGCUGCAGCAGAAUGACCUGCGCGGGUCCUUCCUGCAAACCUUUCGUUCGAUUAAUUUACGCAUUGGGAGGUAGUGCACCAACAUUUAUCACGUUUUCAAUGGCAGCAUUUUGUUCUCAGUGGAAACGUACACAGCUGUAAGUUUCAUGUGAAUGCUAAUAAACUUUUUUUGUGCUAA